CCAUCGGUCUCGCAGGCCGAGUAAAGCAAACGGUCUUGUCUUGUCCGUCCGCCGUAAGCGCAGCGGUCGAAUGGUGAGGUUUCAGGGAGGGAAUUUGGGGUCAAUGAUAGAUGAACCAUGAAGCCAUCGUUUCUGCCCGCAUGGCUGUUUGCCAACCCCUUUCUUUUACCUUUGCUGUCUCGUUUUUCUUUUUUAUUUUUUUUUUGCGCACUGAUUAAGAUUUGUCUAUUAUUGGUGCCCUUUUUCUCUACAUCGCUACUCCGUACUGGUGCCAGGCCCAGCGCCAGCAAUCACGGUGAGAAGAGCAAAACCCGAAGGAAAACCGGGUUCGGUCCACCUCGUUUACCAACUCUGGAUGCGGUACUGCGGUACGGCGGGACCUGCCCUGCCCUGCCCUGCCCUGCCUGGUGGAAGUGGAAGUGGAAGUGGAAGUGGAAGUGGAACAGUUGCAGACCAUCUGCUGCGACCUAGGUAGAUACUAUUAAUGUAUCUAGGCUCCAACGAUUGAUCCAUACUAUUAUCCACUUCAUCAGAUCUGCCUGCCGGCUGCCCA
This is a messenger RNA of Aspergillus heteromorphus CBS 117.55, 553 nucleotides long. RefSeq lists its product as uncharacterized. The record is from RefSeq and is a predicted model, not a curated record. The coding region runs from base 118 to 471 and encodes 117 amino acids. The transcript has a single exon. NCBI's taxonomy places the organism in Eukaryota, Fungi, Ascomycota, Eurotiomycetes, Eurotiales, Aspergillaceae.